CGAAAAAAAUAAUAUAUAAAGUCUAUUUUAAUUCAGACAUGACUAGAUACCUAAGUUGUGUAGGAAGCUGCUUUCUUAUUGGUCGGAAACCUGCUUGAGUUAUUUAUUCACUUAAUUCCAAGCUUUCGAAUUUGAGAAAAGUCCCAUCCAUCAAUCUCGUCGGUCAUAUGAAUGGGAAAUGAAUCAAACCUCGCAAAUCCCAGAUCAUACAAGAAAAGAAGAAGAGAGAGCCAGAUUUGAGUGGGAUUUCAAUCUCUCCACUGUAAUUUCCUCCGCCGCCGGAGACGCCGGCGCCACCGUUUCCGACGCCAUCGGGGUGGUUGAGUUUGAUCAGAGUGGUGGGUUUUUAGCCACCGGCGGGAUUGCUAGAAAAAUCAGAAUUUACAGUACAGAGAAGUCGCUUAAAUCGGAAGAGAUCGAUGGCGAAAGAUCCGGGGUUAGGUUUCUCGACCACACGGCUGCAUGCGAAUUCUACAUGUGCACUCCGGCGAAGCUCAGCAGCCUUAAGUGGCGGCCCGGGUCGGGUUCCCGGGUCAUCGGAUCCGGAGACUACGACGGGGUCGUAAUGGAGUACGACCUCGAGAAACGGGUGCCCGUUUUCGAGCGCGACGAGCACGGCGGCAGACGGGUGUGGAGCGUGGACUACUCGCAUUGGGAUCCGAUUAUAGGCGCAUCCGGGUCGGACGACGGCACCAUGCAAAUGUGGGACCCGCGCUGCGAGGGUGGGAAGUGCCUUGCUUCGGUCCAACCGAACCGGGCUAUCCGGAGCCCGGUUUGCUCGGUUGAGUUCAACCCGUUCGGCGGACCCGUGGUGGCCGUCGGAUGCUCCGACCGGCGAAUCUACGGCUACGAUUUGCGGGGGAUGUCCGACCCGGUUUUCGUGCUGGACGGGCACCAGAAGGCUGUGACGUACACGAGAUUCCUCGAUUCGCAGACGAUUGUAUCUUCGUCGGUUGAUGGGUGCUUGAUGAUGUGGCACACGGAGGAGCGGCGCGUGGUCAGGACGUACAGAGGGCACGUGAACAGUAGAAGAUUUGUUGGGUUGUCCGUAUGGAGUGAUGGUGGGUUGUUAAGCUGUGGGUCGGAAAAUAAUCAGGUUUUUGUGUAUGAUAAGAGGUGGGCCCAGCCCAUUUGGGUGCGCGGGUUGGAGUCCAUGGGCCGGGUGCAGUGUGAGCCGGGUUUUGUUAGCGGCGUGUGCUGGCGGCAGACCGGAGAUGGGCGGUGCAUGCUGGUGGCGGGUGGCUCUGAUGGGGUGUUGCAAGCGUUUGAGGGCCAAAGAAAGUAAGAAAUUAGAGGAAUAUGAGUAUACGAUGACAAAUACGAAAUUAUGAAUUAGAAAGUUGUUUUUUUUAAUCCAGUUUUUCUUGUAA
This is a messenger RNA of Erythranthe guttata (spotted monkey flower), 1370 nucleotides long. RefSeq names its product WD repeat-containing protein RUP2. NCBI's taxonomy places the organism in Eukaryota, Viridiplantae, Streptophyta, Magnoliopsida, Lamiales, Phrymaceae. The record is from RefSeq and is a predicted model, not a curated record. Gene Ontology annotation, biological process: response to UV-B. Gene Ontology annotation, molecular function: protein binding.